GUCAAUCAAUCCUAAUGCAAUGCAUACCGAAAGAGAAAGGAGAAAAAGAGCAGAAGACACCCACACAAUCAAUUCAGAGAGCAGCAACAGCAAAAUUCACAGACACACGAGCAAAUGCCACACGCCAAUCUGCGUUCAAGCAGCGGCCUCGCCACCCAGCCCCAGCCCCAGCCUCUCUCUAAUCGACACCCAAACCCUCUCGAAGCUCUCCUCAUCGCCGCCAGUAAGCUCCAAGAUGUCUUCGCGCGACAUCGGAGUCAGGUUCGACGGCUCGAAGAGUCGCUGCACGUCCUCCUUUGUCGUGUCAUCGCCGAGGGGGAUGGUGUGCAGGGAGAAGUGGCUGUAGCAGUAGCCGUCGUAGUAGGUGCCUUUGUUGUCGCAUUCCUCCGGUUUCUUUGUCCAUUUGGCGUGCUCAGCGAAGGCGAUGCGGCCUCGGUCGAGGUCGAUCCAGUAACCAUACUGCAGGCGCAAGAGAGAGAGAGAGAGAGAGAGAAGGAACAUCUCCACACAGGCAAUGUGUCUGCAUCUUUCCGUCCGACACGGACCUCUUUGUCGUCAUACGCACUAACUGGCCCUUCGUCGCAGUACUUGCCCAUGCUCAACACCUUCUCCAGGCUCAGAGGGCCACCACCUGUCACCUUUUCCGUCUGCGACUGCUCACACACACAGACAGAACAACAAAGGCACCAUCACAUCGAUACGCUCAGCCACACGUCGGUGCAGCUUGCCUUGUACAGCUCCUCGUCGUCGACCUCCUGCAGAUUCUCGAUCUGCCCCUUCCACCGUGUGAGCUGCGGGUCAUCCUUCAUUGCCGAAGCCAGCUGCUGCACCAGUGCGACGCCCAAGCCAUCAGGGUAGCUGUCCCAGUGGUUGUACACCGUCACCGUCCGGCCCUUCCACCGGAAGCCGCCCACGCCGCGGGUCGCCAU
Molecule: messenger RNA, 929 nt
Organism: Vitrella brassicaformis
Lineage: Eukaryota; Vitrellaceae
Source: the annotation of a GenBank genome assembly